UUCGGCCAUCCAUCGUCAGAUGCAAGUCCUCUCCGUCCCGUAGACUGAGUUGUUGUCUGGUGCGGGCGGCACCAUGGUCCUCGCUGUGCAUCUACUGGCGUGUAUAUUCGGCAUGGGCUCAUGGAUCGCCAUCAAUGGGCUUUGGGUGGAGUUGCCACUCAUUGUCAACGUGUUGCCUGAAGGUUGGGACCUACCCUCCUACCUCACCAUCAUCAUCCAGCUGGCCAACGUGGGGCCUCUGUCCGUCACCCUCAUGCACAAGUUUGCACCGGGGAAGUUGAAGGAGAUCGUCGCCAUCUAUGUCAUCCUGAGCAUCGGCCUCUUGGCCAGCUUGUUGUUGGUCUUCUUGUGGAAGGAAACAACACUCCUGGCGGGCAAACUCCACAGCACAGCCUUUCUGAUAUUGACCUUUUUCUUAUCCCUGGUGGACUGCACGUCCUCAGUGACCUUCCUCCCCUUCAUGAUGAGGCUCCACACAAGGUACAUGACCACUUACUUCAUUGGGGAGGGCCUGAGUGGUUUUGUCCCGGGUCUGGUGGCAAUCGGCCAGGGGGCCGGGAUGAUCAAGUGCGUCAACAUCUCGAAGGCGGACAACGGGACCACCGGUAACCUCACCGCUGGCGCCGGCCUCCACCAGGUGGAAACACACUACGUGCAGGCCAACUUCACCACCGAGACCUUCCUGGUCUUCCUCAUGGUCAUGAUGGUCGUCUGCCUGGUGGCUUUUGUUCUCCUCACUCGUGUGGCCCUGCUACCCCGCGGGAGGCCCAGCGACGAGCAAACCUCCGCUCGAGUAGCGCCCGUAUCCACCGUCGAACGGGAAAUGGGCAAAUACGUCCCCAAGGGACCAGGUGAUGUCCAAGACCCCAGUCUGAUGAACCUUCAGAAGCAGGCGGCCAAUUCUAAGCUGGUAGUGGAAACACAAAGCCUGACAGCGACAAAGCUCAGUGGGUAUUCCAGGCACCAGCUUCUGUUCCUCUACCUACUGGUGCUCUGGGUGAAUUCAUUGACCAACGGGUUCCUUCCCUCAGUGCAGAGCUAUUCGUGUUUGCCCUAUGGUAACACCGCCUACCAUCUCUCUGCUGCCUUAAGCUCCAUGGCUAAUCCCAUCGCCUGCGUCAUCGCUUUGAUCCUGCCCAACAGGUCCUUGGUGCUGUUGGCGUUCCUGUCUGUGCUGGGAACGAUGUUUGGUGCCUAUAACAUGGCAAUGGCCGCUCUGAGUCCCUGCCCUUUACUCGAGCACUCCUCAGCGGGCUCUGCCCUCAUCGUCCUAUCAUGGAUUUUAUUUACUGGGACCCUGUCCUAUGUCAAGGUGAUGACUGGAAUAAUUUUCCGGGAUGAGAGCUACAGCGCCCUGGUGUGGUGUGGAGCUGCAGUGCAGCUUGGCUCCAUGAUUGGAGCAUUGACCAUGUUUCCACUUGUGAAUGUGUAUGAGAUCUUCCAAGCAGGGGACAGCUGCACCACGAACUGCCCCCCCUGACCAAAAACACGGAGAGGUCAGCGAUCCCAGCGGUGAAGGCAGAGCAGUGAACUAUUCCUGCCGCCCACAAACUGACUGUACCUUCGGGACAACGGACUUUACUGUUUCCGAGAGAAACCUCACCGCCUCCUUUGGUCCCAUCCAUUGUUUUUUUACUUGUCCAGUUGCUAACCCAGAAGCCAAAGUCGCUGGAAAUCUCAAUUUUUUUAA
This is a messenger RNA of Amblyraja radiata (thorny skate), 1690 nucleotides long. It is a transcript of the gene slc52a3-1, whose product is annotated as solute carrier family 52 member 3-1. Gene Ontology annotation, cellular component: plasma membrane. Bases 74 to 1480 code for a protein of 468 amino acids. The record is from RefSeq and is a predicted model, not a curated record. Gene Ontology annotation, molecular function: riboflavin transmembrane transporter activity. NCBI's taxonomy places the organism in Eukaryota, Metazoa, Chordata, Chondrichthyes, Rajiformes, Rajidae. Gene Ontology annotation, biological process: riboflavin transport. The transcript has 3 exons.